AGAAACUCAUACUUCAGUCUCUAGUUUUACAAGGUGGCUCAUGCCAUGUUGAACUCUUAUUACAUGUAAUGCUAGCGUAGCUAACCCUGGUGCUAACGUGACAUGUGUACUCUGGGAUCUCAUUAAUACUUUUUUUUCUCACCUGCUUUAGAGUUUUAGAGAGGCUGUCAUGAUGUGGUUGUAUCUAUAGCAGUUGUGCAGUCAGCUAGUUAUUCGCCACGAAACAUGAUUGUCUGACUUCAACAGGCAAGCACGAAACAAGACAAGAUAUGGAAAAGGAGAGAAAAUGGUCUCCUGCAGUCCAGCCCUUUGUUCCAAGAUUGCAGCGGGAUGGAGUAUUGGAGCAACAGACUGCUUCAUCACCUCCACUGACACUGCCAAACCCAUAUCCUUCUGAGGAAAAUUCUAGAAGAUUGUCAUCUCCUCCCUCCAGGAAUCCGGCUGGUACGUCCACUCCAAGAGAUGACUGGAGAAUGAGCCCCAGGCAGGAGGCAUCAACCAACAGCAGCACCCGAGGAGACGCUCGGAGCAAGCGUGGCUACAGCAGCGGCCGUCGCACAAGGGGGACAACUGAAGCCAGGGAACAACCCACAUGUGUUCAUCACACAACGGCAUUGAAAUCUAGAUUGGAGUUUUGUUCGCCGGAGAAAAACAUGAUCAGGAGAUCACUGGAUGCACCAAGAAGAGGUGGUUAUAGGGGGACCAGAUCUGCCCCAAACUCAUCAGAGAGAUCCAAAUCUGCCCAGGCAGAUUGUGUCACGUUUGAGGUGAAAAUGUCAGAUUUUCCGGAGCUGGGUGUUGUGGCGCCUAGCGGUUAUGCACUUCCUUCCCCACAGAAAUCAGGAACAUGCUGGGGAUCUGCCGCACCGUGCCCCGCUCCGACCCCCCACCUCCAAAGCCCCGCUCCGACCCCCCAGCUCCAAAGCCCCGCUCCGACCCCCCACCUCCAAAACCCAGAAUCCACUAGAAAGACUACACUGGUAAGAAAAGGACAAAGAAUGGACCCCAAUCAAUGCAUCCCUUCCAGUGAAAAUAGUGAUGCAUACUUACAAGGUCAGCCGUUGGAGGCUGUUUCACAGAGCAGUUGUCCAGCAGUGACCUCCUGGGCCAAUGUGGCCUCCCAGCCUCCAAAGAAAGUAGUCCCCAAGGAAACUAUAAAUAAAACAUCCGCUCAGGAAACAUCUGUUCAGCAAGAAGAACAUGCAUCUGAGAAAAAGAAAAGGCAGAAGAAGAAGAAGAAGAAAUCCAAAACAGCGGGUGAAGGUUGGGAGGUUGAGGAGCCUGAGGAAAUGGUCAUUCAUCAGGAGCCACCAAAGUUUGAGGAUGAAGAAGAGUUUCCAGACUUAUCUUUAGCUGUUGCUGGUACAUCCAGAGUGCAAGGCCACAACUCUGUAGUAUUCACCAGCUCCAUGAAAAAAAUGGUAAAGGAGGACAGUCAUGGUGAAGGACCGGGACUCAAGAUAGAUGACCAAAAUAAGGACAGAGCCCUAGCAGGAAAAGCUCUUCCCACGGACAGAAAGAAGGGACAGAAAGCUGAGAAAACAAGUGGUAAGAAGAGCAAAGUCCCUGUGCAGUUGGACAUUGGAAACAUGCUGGCAGUUUUGGAGAAAAAACAACAAACUCAAAAGGACAAGCAGGAUGCCAAACCAGUCAUCCUCUCAGUUGGUGGGUCGUUACCUGUGGGGCAUAAGAAUCCACUAAUCUCGAAGAAGCCAUGGCUCCAGGAUAAGAUCGCCCACAACCCCUUGGACUCGACCAGCCCACUUGUAAAGAAGGGCAAGCAGAGGGAGGUUCCAAAAGCUAAGAAACCCACAUCUCUGAAAAGGGUGAUUCUGAAGGAAAGAGAAGACAGGAAACAGAACCGAUUGUUGGAAGAACGGGGACUGCCCACUUCAAGUCAAGAAUCCAAGAUGGCCAGCGAUGUGACAGAAGAGUUCAUUGAGACCUUGGUCAUAGACGGCGACCAGCUGGAUUCUAUAGAUGAAGGUUUCAGCAUUAAUAGCCCCUCUGAGGUUGAGGAAGAGCCCUCCAGAGUGCAAGAGACAAACAAGGCAGAGCAAAAUGCAGUGCAGGCGGAGAAGGACGAGGUGCAGGCGGAGAAGGACGAGGUGCAGGCGGAGAAGGACGAGGUGCAGGCGGAGAAGGACGAGGUGCAGGCGGAGAAGGACGAGGUGCAGGCGGAGAAGGACGAGGUGCAGGCGGAGAAGGACGAGGUGCAGGCGGAGAAGGACGCGGUGCAGGCGGAGAAGGACGCAGUGCACUCUGAAGGCCCAAUUAACCAGUCUCAGUCUCAGCCCUGUCCCAAAAUUCAGCCCAAAAUCCACAGCAGGAAAUUCAGAGAUUACUGCAGCCAGGUGCUAAGUAAAGAUGUGGAUGAGUGUGUGACCAACCUGCUCAAGGAGCUGGUGCGCUUCCAGGACCGGCUGUACCAGAAAGACCCAAUGAAGGCGCGAAUGAAGAGGCGCCUGGUCAUGGGCCUCCGGGAGGUCCUCAAACACCUCAAACUCAGGAAAGUCAAAUGUGUCAUCAUCUCCCCCAAUUGUGAACGGAUCCAGUCCAAAGGCGGUCUGGAUGAAGCUCUCCACAAUAUCAUUGACACAUGUCGAGAGCAGGGUGUUCCAUUUGUGUUUGCCCUCUCCAGAAAGGGCCUUGGCAGGUGUGUCAACAAGGCUGUGCCCGUCAGCCUAGUGGGCAUAUUCAACUAUGACGGAGCGCAGGACCAUUACCACAAAAUGAUUGAGCUGUCAUCAGAGGCGCGGAGAGCCUAUGAGGUGAUGAUAGAGAAUUUGGAGUUGAAGUCUGAGGGAGCGCUGGAGAACACAGAGGGUCAGCUGAGCACGGAGACCCUGCCAGAGGAGCCAGAGUACAUUAAACUGUGGAAGAAAAUGCUGGAGAAGGAAUGCAACCACAAAUUCUUAAACUUUGAGGCGCAGUUUAGCUCUGUCUCAAGGGCCAGUGAUUGUACAGAGCAGGUGAAUGAGGAUGAGAAGAGUUGAUGAAGACUGUGCCUUAAAACCCACUUGAUGCCAGCACUGACCAUGAGUCCUGAAGGAAAUACUUGAGAUGAUUGCGAUCCAGGAUGAGUUUCCUGAAAGCUUGGUAGUAGCCAAAACACCAGCUAAUGUCUCUUAAUGUCCUAUUGAACUUAUUGAGUGGCAAAUCGCAUCAUUUGGCAAAUAUUGUUGGCUGACAAAAGAUGGACCAUCAUAUAUGAACUUAUUUAGAUUCAGAUUUUUCAUCAGAAAUGGAUCCCUAUAGAGUGCCCCUUUAGGGGGCCAGAGCCUGAUGAGGGCUGUUGUAGGGUAGUAUGGAGCCUCUUUGGACACAGGCAGAGAUCUUCUACUAAAUAUUUCCUGGGACCAAACCUUUUACUAGAAGGGAGCCUUUUUUUAUCUACACUGAUCCAGGGUGACGGUGAAUUAUACUGAAGGAUUUUGGUUGCAUGGCUCUACACAAGGAGCUUAGGUGUGCCUGAGUGGGAAAAUCUAGGUGCACAAAAACAAAUCUAUACGUGCACAAGAAGAAGAAGAUGAUGAAAAAGAAGAAGAAAUGUAGGUGCAUAAUUGAAAGUAUUAGAGACAUAUGUUCUGGUAAUAUCUAAAGCAUUGGCUCCUAGUUGAGAAAAAUGGGUGCACUGCAGAGCCCCACAUUGAUUUACCUAAUGUGCCUGUUUGAUUUAGAAUCAAAGUAUAUUAUAUAUUGUAUCUGUGAACGAUUUUGGCCGUCAGAUUUUAGUUGUGGAGGUCCACAGUGUAGUCUUCAAUGAAUUCAUGCAAUCCUACCAAAACUGAAAUGCUUUGUCUUGCCUGUGUUCAAAUUAGACAUUUAGUAUGAUUUAGUUAGACUCCUCUUUCGAUCAUAUGUUGGAUUAAGUGGGACAUUCAAUGUUUCUUUGAGGCUGCGUCUGAACCUCUGCCAUGUACAUGGUUUAUCUCUCCGUAAUUUAUAUUAUCCAAACAAUAAAAAAAAAAAAGAAAAUGAAGUUU
Messenger RNA from Esox lucius (northern pike), 3986 nucleotides. RefSeq names its product selenocysteine insertion sequence-binding protein 2. Gene Ontology annotation, molecular function: ribonucleoprotein complex binding; mRNA 3'-UTR binding; selenocysteine insertion sequence binding. Lineage: Eukaryota; Metazoa; Chordata; Actinopteri; Esociformes; Esocidae. Gene Ontology annotation, biological process: selenocysteine incorporation. The transcript is spliced from 18 exons. Gene Ontology annotation, cellular component: ribonucleoprotein complex. The coding region runs from base 270 to 2996 and encodes 908 amino acids. The record is from RefSeq and is a predicted model, not a curated record.